AUGUACAAUGGGAGGCCUGGCUUCGGAGGCCCUCCUCCCCAGUACCCUGCCGGCAUGUAUCCAGGAGGAGGUGUGCCGAUGAAGAGCACCACGCUGUAUGUGGGAAGGAUAGCCCCCAGCGUGGAAGACAGCGUGCUGCGGGAGCUGCUGGAGGCGUGUGGUGAGGUGCAGGUGUGGAAGCCCACCCUGGACCCGGACACCUCCAAGUUCAAGGGCUUUGGCUUCUGCACCUAUGCGGAGCCAGAGGGGGUGAGCAUCGCCAUCCGCGUCCUGAAUAACCUGAAUGUGGAUGGCCAGCAGCUGAUCGCCAAGACCAACAAGGCCACCCAGGAGUACCUGGACUGGGUGGAACGAGAGAAGCAGCACCAAAGGGCGACCCCGGGAGCAGCAGCAGCAGCGGGCGGCGAGGGAACCCCUGACCCUACCACCCUGGAGAAUGCCGCGCUGGAGAAGGUCAUGGGCAUCCUGAGCCAGAGGGCACCCCAGCAGCUGGCCGAGCAGCCGGAGCCUGGCGAGGCGGUGGCCGCCGCUUCAGACUUCCUCGCCGGCCUGCAGUCGACCAGCACGCUGACAGCUCAGCAGGAGCCCCCAGGGUGCGUGGUUAGCUGCGGGCCCAGUGCUCGACCGCAGCCGACAAAGGAGGAGGAACGGGAGCUGCUGCGGCGGCAGCGGGAGGAGCAGCGCCGGCGGGAGGAUGAGGACCAGGCAUAUCGGGAGUCGGAGCGUGCCUGGGAGGCGAUAGAAAGGACGCAGCAGCGGGAGCGGGAGCGGGAGGCCGACAAGGAGCGGGACCUGCUCAAGGAAAGGGCGCGCGCCAUCCACGCCGACAACUCCGGGGUGGGGAGCGAUGACGAGGAGAUCUGGCGGAGGAAGUGGUACAGCCAGAGGUGGGGCUGGCUGGGGGAGGACUGUGUGGAAUGGAAGACCCUGGUGCCGCCGGGACAGGACCUGUGGAGGUGGCUGGGAGCGCAAGUGAUUGAGUGA
Molecule: messenger RNA, 984 nt
Organism: Auxenochlorella protothecoides
Lineage: Eukaryota; Viridiplantae; Chlorophyta; Trebouxiophyceae; Chlorellales; Chlorellaceae
Product: RNA-binding protein 25
Exons: 5
Coding region: 1-984 (327 amino acids)
Molecular function (GO): RNA binding
Source: RefSeq, a predicted model, not a curated record